This is a messenger RNA of Pelagomonas calceolata, 814 nucleotides long. The record is from the annotation of a GenBank genome assembly. NCBI's taxonomy places the organism in Eukaryota, Pelagophyceae, Pelagomonadales, Pelagomonadaceae.
GUUUGUCGAUGCGCGACGCACGACUUAAACGAGGCCGUCCGACUCGCACGCCGAACGCCGAGUCGCAGUGAUUGAUCGCACGAAGGAGGUGUCGCAUCGCUGCGGCACGCCGUGUAGCCCGAGCAGCUGUGCAUUCGCGUAGUCAUCACUCCAAAAUAAGACAGGGCUGCACGAUGCGCGUCGUCUGCGCGCUCCUCGCCAGCUCGCACGCCAUCCUAUUACGACGGCGGCCGGCAGCCGUCCCCGCACGCGCAGCAGCGGCACCCGACGCCGCGCCGGAGCCGUUGGUGCAUCAGCGCUCGAACUGCUUCGACGCGCGCUUCGAAAGGACGGACUCUCUACCGAGGAUGCACAUCGAGCUCCUCCCCUCGAAGAUCGACGAGGCCGACGGCCGCGCCAUGGCCGAGUUUAUGAGCAAUGUCCUCGACCGGAACGAAGAUUUCACGGCGUUCUUCGACCUGCGGCAGAUGAAGGUCGGCCUGCGGUCCAAAGCUUGUUUUUCCUAUGGCGUGGACUUCAUGGCCCAGGAACGGCAUGCAUCUAGAUUAGAUGCACGCGUGAAGGGCGUUUGUUUGUUGGUCAAGUCGCCCGUUUUGAGAACUACCGCAAGGUGGUUGGUCGCUCUUUGUGAUCCUCCCGCACCCGUGCAUUUAGUCAGGGACGAGAGUGCUGCGGCGGAGAUCGCGCGCUUGUUCGCUGCCGGUGAAGGGUCCAUCGAUGACUGUUCAUUGAUCGACGCCGACGAAUGUUUGUUAGACGACGUCGACGUCGAGGCCGUCGCGCGCGACAGUCCCAUUUAACGUACAAUGUUGUC